AUGAAUAGUAUAACUAGUAAUAAUAAUGAUAAUAAUGAUAAUGUUAGCGAUAGCAACAACAACAAACAAGAUGAAAGAAAGAGUGAAAUCUUUAAAAGUAUAUUCAACAACAAGUACCUACGAACAAUGAUAAUGAGAGAAACACAUCAUCAUUGCCCUCAUUUUAAUCAUCAUAUCAUAUCAUUGAAUGAAUGUAUUCUGUUGAAUCAUACCAAUCUAUUCAUUCAAAAAAAUGAAAAUCGAGUCGCAUUUGAUUUUGUUGUUGAUAGAUUAGGUGGACUGCCACUCGACUUUAUUCAAUUUCUUAGUAAUGAAUGGAAGCCGAUGGAAUAUAGUAUUCUACGUGAUAUUCUAAAUAAUAGUACAGACAACAAAGAACGAUAUUAUGCCAAUUGUCAUCACCUCAAAUUCAAGAAUUUAAUCAACAAAUUAAAUCAACAACAACAACCACAAGACAAUAAUAAUAAUGAUGAUGAAUCAAAAUAUCAAAUAAUAUAUUAUAUGGUAAAGAAAUUAUUGGAAUAUGGAAUGGAUUUAAGAGUUAAUUUAUUUGUGGAUGCAUUGGAAUGUGAUAAUAAUCAAGAUAUUAUAAAAUGGAUAAAAGAUAGUUUUGGUGGUAAAUCAAUUGAUAACUUUGAUUUCUUUAAACGCAAUUAUGUGCUUAUUCCUAUUAUUGAAAGAUAUGCAUCAUUGGAGACAUUGAAACUAUUAGAAUUUCCACCAAUUUUCUACCCAAUGUCAACAACUGCUGCGAUGUAUGGUAACAAAGGUUUCAUCUCAUACAUAAUCACCCAUAAUUACAAGUAUGUGUAUCACUAUCCUCAAAUAGAAACAGCAUUAAAGGAAGGUCAAUUGGAAUGCGUGUAUUUGUUAAAUGAUGCUAUUCUUAAAUUCGAUAAAUUGGGCGAUAAAGGAUACUGUCGUAUCGAUCUGUUUUACAUUGAUAGCAUACAUCCAUCAAUCAUGUCAUUGGAUCUUGUCAAACUAUUGGGUGCUAAUCCAUUUUUAAGAUUGACAGUUAAAGCAUUGGCACUUUCAGCAAUCUCUGCCAAACAAUUAGACACUCUCAAUCAUAUUCUAUCUUGCAAUGGACAAGAUGUAAUAUUAAAAGAUCAAGACAAGAGUAGUUUUGUUGUUGGUGCUUUGUAUGUUGAUAAUACAAGUAUCAUAGAGUAUCUAUUAAAUAGAUUAUACCCAAACAGCAGUGGUUCAAUAACAUUCCAAGUGACAACAGACAAUCUUUACAAAAUGGUUCCUCAAUCACUUGAAUAUUUAUAUUCAAAGACUCAUUCACUCGAUAUUAAAGUACCCCCAACUCAACAUACUUUAAUCACAACUACAACAAAAAAACAACCAAUUGAUAUACCUCUAUCAUUUAGUCAAAUACUCGAGUUGAUUGUCAGUCGCCAACCAAUCAAUACUAUCGAACCUUGCGUGAUCCUUUCACGAUUUGGAUAUUUUGAUAGCAACAUUCAAGUGUUAACAGAUGUGUUACCACGGUUGUCUUGGGAUGGUUGGGAAAGUCCAGUCAAAGAAACAAUAAUAACAGCAAGUAAAAAUGGAUUGGUCAAUGUCUUGAAAUGUUUGGUCACUGAUUUUGACAGUUUUGUGGAUUCAUUCACUGCGGCAUUGAAAUACCAUCAAAUCAAUGUUGUAGAGUAUUUAAUCAAAGAACAUAUUGCACUCUUUAUUACUAUUACUGAUAAUCGGGCUACUCGAGCCAGGGUUCAACUAUUAUCGUUAUUUUUCUUUAAAAUUGACGAUGACCAACGAUUUGCAUCAUUUUGGAAUGAUUUUAAACCACUCACAACAAACUCAGAUAUCGUCUCUCAAAUAAUGUGUUCGUCACCAUUACCUCAAACUCAUCGACACCGUAAUACCUUAACGAUUGAUAGAAUUAUUCAAAACUAUUCAAGAUUUUAUAAUGGUCCUGAAAGAGAUCAAUAUCAAAUGAAAACAUUACUAUUGGAAACAAAUCGAGACCAACACCCAUUUAAUGUUUGCUAUAUUGUCAAACGAUAUAGACACGAUGAAAAUAUUAAUAAUAAACAAUAUUAA
This is a messenger RNA of Cavenderia fasciculata, 2058 nucleotides long. RefSeq lists its product as uncharacterized. The transcript has 4 exons. The coding region runs from base 1 to 2058 and encodes 685 amino acids. The record is from RefSeq and is a predicted model, not a curated record. NCBI's taxonomy places the organism in Eukaryota, Evosea, Eumycetozoa, Acytosteliales, Cavenderiaceae.